AUGCAGGUUAACGGAGGGUUGGGAAGCCUCCUCAUUCACACACACACAUCUACCGGCCAUGUCCAGACCCUAUCAUUAUUUCUUUAAAGUUGUGCUCAUUGGGGACGCUGGGGUCGGCAAGAGCAGUUUAUUGACCAAAUUCGAGGAGGAUACGAGCCGCAAGGAACCCUUCGUGUCGACGAUUGGUUUCCCAUUCCGAGUACGUGACGUAAAGUUUGGCAGGAGAACAGUAAGGUUGCAACUGUGGGAGGCGGGCUGGGACACUCCCUCCGCCACCAGCAGCGACCCCGCCAGGAGCCCCAGGGGCGUCCUCCUCGUCUACGACGUCACCCACGAGACCAGCUACGACAGUGCCCAACGCUGGUUAUGGAGGCUACGGGAGCAGGGAGGAUUCGGCAAGAUGGUGGUGAUGCUACUUGGGAACAAAGGACACUACCAAGGGGAUGAUAGACAGGUGACAUGGCAAAGAGGGAAGGAGCUGGCAGACGAGGCUGGUAUUAAAUUUCUCGAAGUGUCUGACGUGACAGGGACCAAUAUUGAGCAAGCUCUGGUCAGCAUCACCAGUGCUAUCUUAGCUAAGGAGACAAAUGUCAUAUCAAGUGCCAAGCCUUCCGUGUUCUGUUCCUUACAAUGACCAUGACUGAACUUGCCUUGGACAAGCCUUCUGGGAACCUGUUCUGCACUGUACUACAUUCAUCAAGUAUUCCAGUGACUUACUCGGCUUUUAGCAAGUUUUCCAAUGGUCUGCUAUUUACAAAAGUGCACAAAUGAUGUCAUAGUAAAUUUACUUGACUUAUGAACUCUGUUCUUGACAAAAAUAGUUGAAGAGGUGUAUUCUUCAGAUACCAAUGCAAACUUUUUUCCCCCCCUUCCUUUAUUCCCUUUGUAAUUCUAGUAUCCUUUGUAUUUCUCCAUACUGUACAGUACUUGUAUAAAAGUUAAUUUUAUUAAUUUUUUUUUAGUUUAGUUGCUGUUUCUUGGAUGCUAAAGUAGAUGUGGCUAAAUAACAGCAGUUUUAUUAUGUAGAAGUCUGGUGUGACUGCAGGAUCAAGUUGCAUAAUUCAUUUAUUCAUAAAGACAAGAAAACAGCUAGUUGUGCAAUUUUCAAGGACCUAUAUUAGUUUACCAGCACAAAACUAUUGUACAGUAUACACAUAUUUGCUGAAUUUCACCAAUGAUUGCCACAAAUCUGAUAGGAUUAAUAAUAAAAUAAAGGUCAUGACUUAAUUUAAUUAUAGGAACACCACUAUUGUGAAUAAAUUACAUUUUUUACUAA
Messenger RNA from Procambarus clarkii (red swamp crayfish), 1276 nucleotides. Its product is annotated as ras-related protein Rab-8B. Gene Ontology annotation, cellular component: endosome; plasma membrane. Lineage: Eukaryota; Metazoa; Arthropoda; Malacostraca; Decapoda; Cambaridae. Gene Ontology annotation, biological process: protein localization to plasma membrane; protein secretion; regulation of exocytosis. Gene Ontology annotation, molecular function: GTPase activity; GTP binding. The record is from RefSeq and is a predicted model, not a curated record.